CCGGACCCGAUACCCACCACCCACGCGAUUGUGGGGUCAAGCAACGAUUCCCUCGCUUCGCUUCACCGCCGUGCCGUGCCCGUGGCGCUUUAUUCCUUGGCUCUUCCCCGCACCACCACCCAGUCCACCAGCAGCGACCGGUGGUAGGAAGAACGAACCAACUAGCCACAACCAGCGAGGCGGCAAGCCGACAGGCAAGCAGACGAGCAACCGCACCGGGAGGGCGGAGCGGGCGAGCGAGAUGGGUUCCUUCUUCUCGACCAUGUUCACGCCGCCGCCCGCGGACGACCCCAACUCCGCCGUCGUCGCCGCCCACUCCAAGGCCGCCUACGACCAGCACUGGGAGGCCGCCAAGAGCAGCGGCAAGCUGAUGGUGAUCGACUUCUCGGCGUCCUGGUGCGGGCCCUGCCGCUUCAUCGAGCCGGCCUUCAAGGAGAUGGCCUCCCGCUACACCGACGUCGUCUUCGUCAAGAUCGACGUCGACGAGCUCGCGGAUGUGGCAAGGACCUGGAAGGUUGAGGCGAUGCCUACAUUCGUACUAGCCAAGGGUGGGAAGGAGGUGAGCCGUGUGGUUGGGGCGAAGAAAGAUGAACUCGAGAGGAAGAUCGGCACGUUCAGAUCAUCUUAGUCAUACUAACUUAACAAUGCAUGCGAUCCCAUCAUAGUACCGGUGUCUGGGGGGUCCUGUGGUUUGCCCAGGUUGAAAACUUGAAAUGCCAUGUUGUUCUCUUCUCUUAGUGGUGCAGAAUUUAUGUGAACCGGUCGGUGACAAACGUUGCCUGGGUUAAUAAGUUUCUGAGACUUGGAUGUGAAUGUGUCAGUCUGCCUGCCCGGUUUACUCGAAAUGAAUCAUAUGAGUUUGCUGCA
Messenger RNA from Panicum virgatum (switchgrass), 867 nucleotides. Its product is annotated as thioredoxin H2-2-like. The transcript is spliced from 3 exons. NCBI's taxonomy places the organism in Eukaryota, Viridiplantae, Streptophyta, Magnoliopsida, Poales, Poaceae. Bases 242 to 628 code for a protein of 128 amino acids. The record is from RefSeq and is a predicted model, not a curated record.